Messenger RNA from Botrytis porri, 3625 nucleotides. RefSeq lists its product as uncharacterized. The record is from RefSeq and is a predicted model, not a curated record. The coding region runs from base 1 to 2727 and encodes 908 amino acids. The transcript is spliced from 3 exons. Gene Ontology annotation, biological process: protein secretion. Lineage: Eukaryota; Fungi; Ascomycota; Leotiomycetes; Helotiales; Sclerotiniaceae.
AUGUCAGAGAAACAAAGCAAUAGGACUGCACAACCGCGUUUGGUUGAUCAAUUUCUACAGAUCGGAAAGGCAGCUUUUGAUCCAGAGAUUCCCGAAACCAAAAGAAUUCAAUCGCGACAUAAAUUUAACGAUUUAAUUGAAAGUAAUUCUACUUUGAAACUCAUGCCCGUGUUGAAUCUUCUUGUUCAACCAGACCGAGUGCAGCCUUGGUUACGAGGACCUUUGAUUCAAACUUUAGCCCGUCUUCCCUUGAGACCGCGCGGCGUACAAGAUACGAUCGAAUUUGUCUUCUCAAUUCAUCCGAGCAAUGCGAGUAUGAAAGCAUCGGAUUCCGUUGGUAGUCGUUCCGUUAAUAUUUCUCAUGAAGCCAUGAGCUCCGCAUCAAGACUCUUAUCUUCACCCCCACAAGGAAUGUCAGCAGAGGAAUGGUUCAGUGGUAUUGCCCCUCAAUUAUUUGAUAUUCUGGAUGGAAAAGGAGAGCGAGAAAUGGAUAAAGCUGCUUCUUACAUUAUUGGGUUUGGUAUAAUAGGUCGCAAGCUUUACGGUGCCCCAGGCGCACCGGGAUGGAAAUCAUUGGUCGAGCCAAUUAUUGGAUCAAUUGACCCAGCCCUUAUGCCCCUAUCCACAACACAAGAAUCACAAGUUGAAGAGAUAGCAGUACUUGGAAUGCCAGAAGUUCUUAUCACAGCAAAGGAUCUUAGGACAAAUCUACGAAGAUUGCUUACUAUAGUAACAUCACAUCCUCACCCAUCACUAACAAAGCGACUUCUUAAUCCGAUUCUCUUGCCACUGUGGGCUUUAUUUUGCGUCGAAAACAAAGAUAAUGGCGGGGAUUCUAGUGCGUGUGCAGGAAAGCUGUUGAAGAUUUUGCUGCAGCUUUUAGCGUCAACGACUUCUAAGCCUAGCGAAGGCGCACUUUCCAAAAUUCUGAAGGACCUUCUGUUUCAAGGCAGAUCAGAGCCUGCUAAAACGAGCUGGAUUUAUCGUCUAUCAAAAGAUGAUAGUGAUAUUCAGAUUGAAAAAAAGUCAGAAACUAACAAGAGGAAUCAAGAACACCUUGAUAUCGGCCAAAUCAAUACAGCAGUAGAGAAGUUCAUUGGCCUAUUGAACGAGUUUCCUGAUUCUGACUCACAGGUACCUCAAAUGUUUUUAAUGUUGUGUCAGAAAUGGCUCUCGCAAGCAAGGACUUCUACAACUCCGUCUAUUUUAAUUCAUUCUACGUUGAUCAGUGGCGAAGAAGAUGCGAAGCAAAAGCUCAUUGAAGCAAAGUUGUUACAAGAAAUGAUCAACGUAAUGCCAGAGAAGCUUGUUCAAGAUUCUAAGCAGAUAGUGGAGCUAGUUGAUGGGGUACUUACCGACGCAGCAGGCGCCGAAGAUUCAGAUUCCGAAGAUCAGGAGGGAACUGUCUCUAUUGCUUUAAGUCUAUUAAACAUUAUUCUUACAUCACCAAACUUCAGGCCAAACCCUAUUAUAGAACCUUUCUUAGAAAGGAUCGAAUCCUCUCUCCGAAUUUAUGGGCGCAGAACAGUUACAGAAGUAACACAAACCGCACAAAAUCUUCUCGUCAUUCUACAGUUUCGCCAUGCACUUCAUGAGUCAAGCGAGUCACUAUCCGAAAAUAUUCCCAGUCGGGCAGUAGAAGACCGAAAGACGUAUAAUCUUGCUUUGUCAUAUCUAACUUCUGUUGAAUCUCCGCCUCCAGUAAGAGUCCAGGGAAUUGAACUAAUCCAGAGCCUUGUUAGUGCUCGUAGUUCGAUUUUGGACAUACCUGCGCUUCUCAUUCUCUUCGCAUCGCUACUUCAAGACUCCGAAGAAUACGUUUAUCUCCGUGCUAUCAGGUGCUUCAUUGACCUCUCAAAAAUUCACCCUAGGGCUGUAUUAAAAGAUCUUAUUGAGCGUUAUGCAGAUGGCAAUGAGGAUUAUGAUCUUGACGCACGUUUGAGACUUGGGGAAGCCUUACUCCAAGUCAUUCAAUCCUCGCCAAGAAACUUUACAGGUAGUAUUGCACAAACCGUCAGCGAAGGUCUGAUUUCGAUUGCUGGUCGCAGAGGCCAUCGACCUAAAAGCGAGGCCGAACAAAUCAAACGCGAUAAACUCAAGAAACAGAAGACAGCCGAAGCAGAAGAGGCAUGGGAUGGCCCAGUGCCACAAUUAGACGAGAUUCUUGAACCGGAUGCCGACCAUCCCGAAUAUGAAUUACUUUCUCAAAUAGUUUCAGGUUGGGAAAGCAAGCGUGGAACGGAAGAUAUACGGACACGCUCAUCUGCUUUGGCAAUUCUCGGCGAGGCCAUAGAAUGUAAUGUAUCAGGUAUCGGACAUAAACCAAUUUCUAUGUCUGUAGAUCUCAGCAUUCAUAUACUCACAUUGGAACCAGAGGUUGAGAAGGGUAUUCUUCGCCGAUCUGCCAUUCUUCUCGUCAUGAGUUUUGUACGCGCAUUGGACAAGGCUAGAUCUGAAGGUAGACAAUUAGGAUUUGGAUUCGUAGGCCAGAGUUUGGAUGAUAUGACGAGAAUAUUGAGAUAUGUUCAGGGUACGGAUAAUGAUGGCUUGGUUAGACAGCAUGCAAAAGACGUCGUCGAGGGAAUAGAGUCAUGGCAAAUGAAUUCACUCAUCCCGGUUGGAAGCUCAGCAGGUGGUGGUGGGAUGGAGAACUUGGCUGGUUUGAAUAUUACCCCAGUCAGCAGGAAUGCAAAUGUUACGAAACCGAGAAUUGAGGAAAUUGAGUAGGCCUGGACCGAUUUGAAAUGAAUAUUCUACGGCGCAUAGAGAAUGCUUUUUUGUAAUCUACUUGUUGGGACGGCAGGAUACUUUCAAUCUCGCAAAAUUUCGUUGUUGAGUUAAUGUGAGGGCCAUCCUCUGGCCUUCACACCCAUCAUAAUUUCCACGCCCCACACACCUUUGUUCUGCAAGCGAGAAAGUGGAUUUGAUGGAUUUGAUUCUCAUCACAUAUAAAUGAGAAAGGGAUCGAGAAGCAUCUGCAGGAUGCAGAGUUUCUGAAGGCCAUCCGAUGAAUUCAUUGUCAGUCAAAGCACAUAUAUAGUUCGUUGCUGCCCCUUCGACUUGCUAAACAUCUACCGGUAUUACAUGUGAGAGUCGCUCCUCGGUACAUUUGUAAGCUGUAAAAAUGCAGGAUUUCUGGAUAAAUGCACUUCAUGAAGAGAUGAAACGAGUCCGAUUCUCGUUCACUUGCAGCUCUUUCAUGCUAUCCUGUCCAAAUCUACAAUCCAGCCUUGCCAGGAAACUAGUUUCCACGUCAUUGGUUGACCGCCGGGCGCGGACAUAUAUCCUAAUUAGCAAUAGUGGCUGUUAGAAUGUAGCCCCACGCGGUCCCCAAGCUGCCAUUACCGUAUUCUGUAGAAGCGAAAGAAGUAAGUGGAUUCACAUGCUAAAUUCGAUUCUUAUGGAAGGUCGGAAAUACUACACCCCGCGAAUUAGGUCGCGUGGUGUUGGUUGUGUUGGGUUUUCGCGCAGCUGCAGAUUCUAUCCCCCGAAGUCUUCCCCAGAUUUCUCCACAACGCCGUUGCUGUGCGACAAACGGCAGUCGUUCAGUUCUUGUCAAGAUACCUAGUAUUUGGUUCUAAAAAAGCUCUGAAAGCGUGUUCAAUUGCCAAUGUAGCACAAAUAG